Colletotrichum spaethianum is the source of this 5094-nucleotide messenger RNA. Its product is annotated as highly reducing polyketide synthase gloL. Lineage: Eukaryota; Fungi; Ascomycota; Sordariomycetes; Glomerellales; Glomerellaceae. The coding region runs from base 1 to 5094 and encodes 1697 amino acids. The transcript is spliced from 8 exons. Gene Ontology annotation, molecular function: fatty acid synthase activity; phosphopantetheine binding; oxidoreductase activity. The record is from RefSeq and is a predicted model, not a curated record. Gene Ontology annotation, biological process: fatty acid biosynthetic process; secondary metabolite biosynthetic process.
AUGAAGGAGUAUGGCUCAGGCUAUGAAACGGCGAUUCGGCCCUUUCUUAACGCUGCCGCACCUCGAAUACCUCUCUUUUCCAGUGUCACGGGAGAUCGUAUAACGGCCGCAGACUCCUUGGGCGCCACGCACUGGCACCAGAGCCUGAUUCAACCUGUCCUGUUUGACAAGGCCCUUAGAAGCCUUGUAAAACAAACCAAUACACCAAAUCUCGUCAUCGUGGAGAUUGGCGCUCGCCCUUCUCUGAGGAACCCGAUCAGGCAGGUCCUGGAGAACAUCCCCUACACCAAAGCCAGCUACCUCCCAACAUUGGAGAGAAACAAGGAUUGUCACGAAAAUCUCCUCAAACUGGCCGGACGGCUGUUCUGUGAGGGCGUCAACUUUGACCAUCAAGCCAUCGCGCCGCCAGGAAAAGCCCUGAUCGAUGCUCCAACAUAUCCUUGGGCCCAUGAACAGUCUUUCCAGGGGCAACACCGUUUAUUCAGAGCGUACAGAGACUGCCAGUACCCUAUGCACGAGCUACUUGGUAGCCAAGUAUUCGAAACCAGUGCUCUUGAGCCAAGAUGGAGGAAAGUACUGCUUCUCGAGGAUAUCCCCUGGCUUGGAGACCAUGUGGUGAACGACCAGGUCAUCAUCCCUUUUGCGGCAUAUAUAUCGAUUGCUGAGCAGGCGCUUCGCCAGAUAAACGGUGGGCAUUUGGAGGCCUUUUCUGCUCAAGAUUUCUCCGUUUCUGCGGCUCUACGCUUGGAUCCCGGCCGUCCUGUUGAGAUACAUACCAGAUUACGACGUCUUGUCGGCAACGACAACACGCCUCCUAGCUACGACGUGCAAAUCACUUCGUGGAAAGACAAUAUCUGGACCGAGCACUGCCACACGGUCGUCAUCGCAGGAGCUCAUCGAGCCCGCAAAUUUUUCACAAAGUGCAAGCUCCCUCGCCUACUGUCUCAAAAAGCCUGGUACAGAAUCAUGCAAGAGCUAGGUUUUACUUACGGACCCUCCUUCAAAAGGCUGGAAGAUAUCACUGUCAGUCCCACUGUGCAGCAAGCGACAGCCCGUGUGAACCCGCCAGAGGAUACAUCGACAGACUCGACCAGCAGCUACCUCCUGCAUCCCACCGCACUUGACCAGUGCUUGCAGACUACGGGCAUUUCUCUCUGCCACGGGCUGGAGCGAAAGGCCAAGUAUAUGGCCACACCGACGUAUAUCAAACAAGUUUUUGUUCGUCGGUAUGCGGGGCCCUUUUGGGCCACAGGAAUGAUGGACCAGUUUGCGCAGGGACAUCUUUCUGGAACGGUACAUGCAUACACGGAUGAUGGGGAGGAGGUUGUCGUUAUGGAAGGGAUUGAAGCCCAUCAGAUGAGUAAUUCCUCGCAAGGGGAGACGGAGCCUCCUCCGAUUCUCAGCACGCCUCACUGGCGUGCUCACGCAAGUUUCUUUCCUUUUCAGACCCUACUUGAGACACCCUUUUUCGACGCGGAUGACAUCAAGAGAAUGCAGCACUUGAUGCUUCUCCAGUUACUGGAGAUGCGCUCGAACGAUUCUCAAGACAACGAUAGCCAUGAUACCACUGAUACCGGCGCAACCAGGUCUUGGGUUGAUCACCAGGUUCAAAGGGCACAGGAGGGGGACACCAGAGCCGACCGCCAAGUGUCUCAUCAAAAACUGCGUAUCGAUUUGCAGCGCAGCCGUCUCCACGAGAUGGAGCCGACGAUGGACCAGCUUUUCAAGAACCCCCUACAGCAGACCAAAGAAACGCUCCGAGAGGCCAUCUUGUCCCGGGGCCUCUGGCUUUUGCGAGCCAAGAAGAUCUUGGCAGAUGCGAUGCAUGUUCUGGCACACACAAAUCCUCAGCUGAGCAUCUUGCAUAUCGGCUCCGGCAGCACGGCUCGGACAUUGCUGGACCUCCUCCAACCAAAGAAAGGAACCCGGAAUUUUUCAACGUACACGUAUGCGGCGCUUUCGCAAGACGCCUUGAAAAGCGAACAAGACGCGUUUGCAGAUAUCCGAGGCUUGGAGGUACGAAGCUGGGAUGCCGUGGGCGCAGAAAGGGGCCUCAACGUAGAGGCCCAUUCGUGCGAUGUUGUCGUCUGUGCCGAUAUACUCUCUUCGGAACGCGACACUCGUCAAGACCUGCAACGCAUCAAGCAGUUACUUCGCCCUUCCGGAGUACUUAUUCUGCUGGAGCUUCUUCCUGGUCAGUAUCUAGUACCCGUCAUCCGCAACAACGAUGCGCCACACGCCUCGGAAGAUGUACUGCUUCCUAUUCUUCGGGAUCUUGGCUUCGAUGUGCCUCAAGGUGAUCAACACAAGGGCCAGCUAUCCCCCAUCCUGCGACUUUGUCCCCCGAACCAGCUCAAGCCGAGUCCGUCAACCAUUAGCAUCGUUACAAAUCAGAACCAAAGCGCCUUGAUCGAAAAGUUCGAGUCGGUGCUGUAUUCCUCUUCCAUCCCAGUCCGGAGAUACGAUGCAGCUACCUGCAUCAAUCAGUCCGCGUCUCUCCCGGCCGAGGGAGCCCUCAUCUUUUUCCUCGACCUGGACCGCCCUUGGAUUUACCAUCUGACCCACACUGAAUUUCCCGGGUUCGUCCAACUUCUGAGCACCGGCACCCAAAAACGCCCCAUUGUCUGGGUCACGCCCUUGUCGCAGAUCAGCUGCAAAGACCCACGGUCCGCAAUGAUCUACGGACUCGCUCGUACGCUGCGAUCGGAGCUGAAGACCGAUAUCACCAUUGUCGAGGUCGACCCGGAAGACGAUUUCAGUGGUGACGAUUACUUGGCCAAGUCACUCGUGCGCAUCGUCCAACACCUGCCAAACCGAUUCUUUGAUGACGUUCUCGACCCGGAUUUUGAGUUUGCAAUAACUAUGGAGCAUGGCAUCAUGGUGCCAAGGCAUCAGUGGACAACGGUCCAACAGGAACUCUGUCGAUGCUCCGAACAACAACAGACAAGCGGAACAAUGACAUUUGCAAAGCUGGCCCCAAAAUUCAAAGGCAAAUUGAGCUCAUUGCGAUGGGUUAGGUGCCCCUUGCCGAAUCUGGAUGCCCGCCACGUCCGAGUAGAGGUUAAAGCAGCCGCGAUCAACAAAGAGGACGUGACUAUAGCCAGGCAGGCUUUCGAUGUAAACAAGGUCCUAUUCGGACAAGGGGCUGCCGGCAUCAUUACGGACGUGGGCGAUGAUGUGCCCGGUUUCCAGAUGGGAGACCGAGUCGUUGUUCUUUUGACAGGCAAAGGCACUGUAGCCAGCCAUCUGGACGUCUUGCCAUCCAGUUGCCUACGGCUGGACGAUAAUUUCGCCUUCGAAGCUGCGGCGGCCAUGCCACUGGCAUGCGUUGCAGCCGAGUUCACGGUGAGAGAGUUUGGGAGGAUCCAAGGCGGAGAGAGUCGUUUCAUCGUUGCUUCAGAGACCGAUAGGCUGCUUUUGGAAAAUGCUUUCGGCAUAGCCGAAGACUUCAUCGUGUCGGCCCCGGGAGAUUCUCUGCCGUGGCCAAAGGCAGCCUGCAUGAUCGGAUUUGGCGGCCAGGCUCCUGACUGGGCACUACACUUUUUGUCCCCCGAAGGCAUCUUCCUCGAUGUUCUAGAUCAUCCAGGCAAGACCGAGACCUGCCAAACAGUUAAGAUCUCUGCAAGUCAAGCAUACCGCAUCGUCAACGUGCAGGCACUCAGCUUAUGUGGUCCAAACUCGGUGCAAAGGGUUUGGAACACGUGCCAAGAAUACUUCGUUGGUCCAUCAGGUCCAGCAGAUUGGGCGAGACUUGCCAAGAUCUUCAAGCCAAAUGAAGUCCACGAUGCUUUCUGUGCGGCUUCUGGAAACGAAAAUCAAGCAGUGAGCAACAAGGUGGUGCUCCAAAUCCCAACACCGGACCCGCAGGGUGACUUUCCGUUGUCAUCCGCAGAGGCCACGCCCGCAUCUCCUAGGUUCCGUUCGGAUGCUGCCUACUUGCUUGUCGGCGGCUUGGGCGGCAUCGGCUGCGCCGUGGCCACUUGGAUGGCAGAGUAUGGUGCUGGGGAGUUGAUAUUCCUCUCUCGCUCUGCGGGAACUAAACCAGAAGACCAGCCUUUUUUGGACGAGAUGCGAAGCCAAGGCUGCGUCGUCAAGACGGUGGCGGGCAGUGUUGCCGUCUUGGGAGAUGUCAAAAGGGCUGUGAACGCGGCAGAUCGUCCCGUUGCUGGUGUGAUUCAAAUGUCAAUGGUCUUGCGGGAUGCUGCCACGCUGCGCAUGACAUACGCCGAAUGGCGAGCAUGCAUCGAGCCAAAGGUCCAAGGCACAGAGAACAUCCACGAGGCCUUAAAGCAGCAUAGCUUGGAUUUCUUUGUUCUCUUCUCAUCGAUAGGCGGGGUGGUUGGUAGCCCUGGACAAGCCAAUUACAACGCUGCCAACACCUACCUUGACGCAUUUGUCCGGUACCGUCAUCAUCUUGGGCUCCCAGCGUCAGUCAUCGACAUCGGGGUCGUGGGUGGCGUUGGGGUCAUUGCCAGUACAGAUAACAUGCAAGACAGAGCCCGGGCGGCAGGAUACCACGUUCUCCGCGAAGAGGACCUCCUGGAGGCCAUCACUAUUAGCAUGCACCACGUUCGUCCAAGCUCAGCAACGUUCAGUAGAUACGACGUAUGUCGGCAUCUCAGCCAGAUGGCCCUAGGUCUGUGGUCGGAGCAUCACAUAGCAGACCCUUCGACGCACGUUUACUGGAAAAGGAACGCUCACACGGGUGCGGCACACAGCAUUCAUCCAGAGAGCUGGCGUUCAAAGACGCAAGGACACUCAUCUGCCGAGUCGGGACUGGCAACGAUAAUGACGAUUGCGAAGAGCACACCUGACCACCUACUCGAUGAGGAAACACUGGGACUGGUCGGUGAGCUGCUUGGGAAUGCUAUUGCGCAAUUACUUGCCCUUUCCAGCGUGUACAUCGGCCCGGACACUGAGCUGGAUGAUCUUGGGCUUGACUCUCUGAACGCAAAUGAGCUGACUAGCUGGGUUUCCCAACAUCUCUUGGUUGAUCUGCCGUUGUCUGAUCUCGUUCAGACGGCAACAGUACAUGACCUUGCAGCCAAGAUUGCUGUGCUACUGUUGGCUAAGUUCGGAGAUGCCCCGAUAUAG